ACUUUGCGCAGCAUUUCUAGGGCUGGGAGAGAAAGCGUCAUACGGGAUAUUUUCUUAAAGUGUCGAAGAAUCGUUUUAUACGGAUGUGAACAAUUUAUUUCGGUACAUUAUUGAGGGUUUUUUUUUGUUUGUUGUUGUUAGCGUUGAAUAAUUAAGAGUGACUGCUAUUUAGAUUUUCCUACAUGCAGGGCACUAUGAACAUACUCCAUAAAUUUAGCGCCCACCCGGAUACACGCUGCUGGUAUGUUGCCUGGAAUCCGACGGGCACAUUACUUGCUUCGUGUGGUGGAGACCGGGCUAUUCGCAUAUGGGCCAGAGAAGGGGAUUCUUGGGAAUGUAGGUUUGUGCUGCCGGAGGGACACCAGCGCACUAUCAGAAAGGUUGCCUGGUCACCUUGUGGGAACUACCUUGCUUCUGCGAGUUUUGAUGCCACCACCUGUAUUUGGGGAAAAAAAGGAGAUGACUUUGAGUGCCUGACUGUACUGGAGGGCCAUGAAAAUGAAGUGAAGUGUGUAUCUUGGGCUCCUUCUGGCAGUUUGCUGGCUACCUGCAGCAGGGACAAAAGUGUGUGGGUCUGGGAAGUGGAUGAAGAGGAUGAGUAUGAGUGUGUAAGCGUAGUUAAUGCUCACACACAGGAUGUCAAGCAUGUGGUAUGGCACCCCACAAAGGAGCUUCUGGCUUCAGCAAGCUAUGACAACACUGUGAGACUGUACAAGGAGGAGGAUGAUGAUUGGGUUUGCAAGGCCACAUUGGAGGGACACACCGCUACCGUCUGGAGCUUGGCAUUUGACUCCAGUGGUCAGAGGUUGGCUUCCUGCAGCGAUGAUCGAACGGUCAAGAUUUGGAAAGAGUGCCACCCUGAGGAUGAGCAGGGGGAGGGGAGAGCCAGCACUGACCCUGAGUGGAAAUGUGUCUGCACCUUGUCAGGGUUUCAUAGCCGUACAGUUUAUGACGUUGCAUGGUGUCAGCAAACAGGUCUCCUGGCAACUGCUUGUGCUGAUGAUGGCGUGCGUGUAUUUAAGGAAGAUUCCAACUCUGACUGCCAUCAGACCAUUUUCUCCUUGUCUGUCCACAUACCCAAGGCUCACAAUCAAGAUGUGAAUUGUGUUGCUUGGCAUCCUAAGGAGGCGGGAUUAUUGGCCUCCUGUAGUGAUGAUGGGGAGAUUGCCAUCUGGAGCUAUCAGUCAGAGACCUAAGACCUGUCCAUUUUAAUUUUGGAGAACUUUGACAGCACUGAAAUCUGUCUAUACCUAAUUUUUUGGUUAUGAGAUAUUCUACAUUCUACAUAUUUGUGUAUCCCCAAGUUUUGUGUAUCCCCAGAGACCAUUGCUUAUCCAUCCCCUGACUCAUUGCUAAUUUUUCUUUUAUCUGCCUUUUGUCUUAAUUGAGUAAUAUACAGAACCCAAUAUACAAUUAGUCAGACAUGUAUCUGUAGAAUUCUUGACCCAAUACCCAACUUUACUCAGACUACAAAUAAAAAUAACAAAUAUUAAUAAAAAUAUAAGAUUAACAGACAAGAUAACAGAAUUUUAUUUUGAACAUACUGCCUAACCGCUACAGAAGUUUGAAUACAUAACAUGGUAGUGUUAUUCUCUUCAGUGAAUUGCAUGAAAAGUGCUGUGUCUCCUUGUACUGAAAAAUAUGACUAUACAACAGAA
Anguilla anguilla (European eel) is the source of this 1658-nucleotide messenger RNA. RefSeq names its product cytosolic iron-sulfur assembly component 1 (gene ciao1). Bases 183 to 1196 code for a protein of 337 amino acids. Gene Ontology annotation, molecular function: protein binding. Gene Ontology annotation, cellular component: cytosolic [4Fe-4S] assembly targeting complex. The record is from RefSeq and is a predicted model, not a curated record. The transcript has 7 exons. NCBI's taxonomy places the organism in Eukaryota, Metazoa, Chordata, Actinopteri, Anguilliformes, Anguillidae. Gene Ontology annotation, biological process: iron-sulfur cluster assembly.